Australozyma saopauloensis is the source of this 786-nucleotide messenger RNA. RefSeq names its product F1F0 ATP synthase subunit gamma (gene ATP3). The transcript has a single exon. Gene Ontology annotation, biological process: proton motive force-driven ATP synthesis. Bases 1 to 786 code for a protein of 261 amino acids. The record is from RefSeq and is a predicted model, not a curated record. Gene Ontology annotation, molecular function: proton-transporting ATP synthase activity, rotational mechanism. NCBI's taxonomy places the organism in Eukaryota, Fungi, Ascomycota, Pichiomycetes, Serinales, Metschnikowiaceae.
AUGAGACUUAAGUCCAUCAAGAACAUCGAGAAGAUCACCAAAACCAUGAAGAUUGUGGCCUCCACCAGAUUGAACAAGGCCCAGAGAGCCAUGCAGGCCUCCAGAGUCUUCAACGAGUCCGACAAGGAGUUCUACGAGAACGCUCAGCCUGAGGAGGUUGCUGGCGACAAGACUUUGUUGAUCGUGGUCUCUUCCGACAAGGGUUUGUGUGGUUCCAUCCACACCCAGGUCGCCAAGGCUGCCAGAAGAAGAAUCGCCGAGUUGGAGGGCAACGUCGACGUCGUCACUGUUGGUGACAAGGUCAAGGCCCAGAUGGCCAGAACCCACGCCGAGAAGUUGAAGUUGGCUUUCAAUGGUGUUGGUAAGUCCGAGCCAACCUUCCACGAGGUUGCCUUGAUGGCCGACGAGAUCAAGACCUUGGGUAAGUACGAGAACACCGAGAUCUUGUACAACAAGUUCCUUUCUGGUGUCGCUUUCGAGCCAUCCAACUUUGCUGUCUUCGCUGCCGAUGCCAUCGAGAAGGCUCCAGGUUUGAGCAAGUACGAGUUGGAGAACGAGGAGACUCCUGAGACUCUUUCUGAGUUCUCCUUGGCCAACUCUCUUUUGAGUGCUCAAGCUGAGGGUUACGCCUCCGAGGUUUCUGCCAGAAGAAACGCUAUGGACAACGCCUCUAAGAAUGCCGGUGACAUGAUCAACCGUUACUCCAUUUUGUACAACAGAACCAGACAAGCCGUCAUUACCAACGAGUUGGUCGAUAUCAUUACUGGUGCCUCCUCUUUGGACUAA